This is a messenger RNA of Phascolarctos cinereus (koala), 1324 nucleotides long. It is a transcript of the gene SCX, whose product is annotated as scleraxis bHLH transcription factor. Gene Ontology annotation, molecular function: protein dimerization activity; DNA-binding transcription factor activity, RNA polymerase II-specific; RNA polymerase II transcription regulatory region sequence-specific DNA binding. The record is from RefSeq and is a predicted model, not a curated record. Gene Ontology annotation, biological process: regulation of transcription by RNA polymerase II; developmental process. NCBI's taxonomy places the organism in Eukaryota, Metazoa, Chordata, Mammalia, Diprotodontia, Phascolarctidae.
GCUGUGGUCAGAGUUGAGGGCCUGUGGCCAUUACCCCUCCCCUUUAACCUCAAUCUCACUUGGUGUCCGCGCAUCUUCCCCACCCCAGCCUUCACCAUGUCCUUUGCCAUGCUGCGCUCAGCACCCCCAAGCCGAUACCUAUAUCCCGAGAUCAGCAUGCUGUCAGAGGACGAUGAGAAUGGGAGUGAGAGUUCAGGCUCGGAUGAGAAACCCUACCACCUUGAUACUGAUGCCUUUGGCCUCAAGGGCUCUAAGCGGCGUGCAGGAAGCAAGAAGGGCAAUAGUAGUGGGGGGCGUCUGAGCCGAGAGCCCCGGCAGAGGCACACAGCCAAUGCCCGAGAGCGGGACCGCACCAACAGUGUCAACACUGCCUUCACUGCCUUGCGCACCCUCAUCCCCACAGAGCCUGCAGACCGCAAACUGUCCAAGAUUGAGACGCUGAGGCUGGCAUCCAGCUACAUCUCCCACCUGGGCAAUGUGCUGCUGGUAGGUGAGGCCUGUGGAGAUGGGCAGCCCUGCCAUUCCACACCAGCCUUCUAUCACCAUGCUGGGGGAGCUAGUCCUCCACCCCCACCUCCACCACCUCGGGAUAGCGAGAACUCCCAGCCCAAACAGAUAUGCACCUUCUGCCUCAGCAACCAGAGAAAGUUGAGUAAAGACCGGGACAGGAAGACUGCGAUCCGGAGUUAGGAGACAAAGGUCAACUCCAGGAAGGGGGUGGGGAAACAGAAGAAGGGGAGAUGACAGCAAAUGGAGACAAAGGAAAGGAGAAAAAAAAAGUCAUACAUGUUAUACAUCUGCCCCUUGAUCUCUGGACCCUCUAGGGACAUGGGCCUCAGUGCUCUGGACUACUUAGCUCAUUGGAUAAACCUCCCCCCUAUCAUGAAGCAGACUCUGGGUUCUUGACAUCCUACUAAGAGUACUGUACAGAAUGGAAGAGAACCCUGUGUGGUGGACACUUGGUAACUGACUAAGGAAGACUGUGCCCUCUACCUCAGAACGAGGCCAUUAGCCAAAUCAGCUGUACCUGGGAGAGGAAAAAGGAAAAGCAAGUGGGGUGAGGAGGAGAGGACUAUUUGCAUACACCCUCCCUACCCACUCCCUUAACCAAGAGUUAAGCAUUCCCUCCCUAAAGACCCCAGCCCUCAUGGCUUUCUGGUCACUGAAGAACUUUAAACUAUUCUGAAUUCUGAUUUCCUGAUCUGAUUUUUUUUCUGAAUCAAUACAUGCUGGUGUUUCAUGUCAUUGAUACAAUAAUAUAAAGUCCAAGUCAUUUGUAUAAUUAAAAAUUAAAAUCAUGGGGCCCAAGUAUGGAGGUAGACAA